Molecule: messenger RNA, 3460 nt
Organism: Epinephelus lanceolatus (giant grouper)
Lineage: Eukaryota; Metazoa; Chordata; Actinopteri; Perciformes; Serranidae
Source: RefSeq, a predicted model, not a curated record
CACUAGUAUAACUCAAAAAUACAAACUACUAUAACAUGAAAUGUAAAUGCACAGUACCGGAUAUAAGACAGAUACUAGGUGUCAAACAGGAACCUACUCAGGAUGUGGUUUUUCACAUCUUGCUGAAGCCUGCAAACCGAAAGUGUUGGUGCUCAGCCAAUCCCGCUGUUAGGAGUGGCUCCGGCUCGGUUAUAUAGAGACUGAGAUGCUGAAGUGAUGCUGUCUUCAGAAGACAUCAAGAGCUAUGGAGCUGCUUCCUGUCGUGUGUCUCUGUCUCCUGACUCGGUGUGGAAUCACGUCUGCUGAUGGAAACGAGCCAGUGGUCAUCCCAGUGAAACAAGAUGGAAAUGCUUUGUUACCCUGUUCCCUCAGCACCAAGGAGAACAUUGAACAAGAAUACUUUUAUUGGUAUAAAGUUCCUCAGAAUAAUGAAAAACAGAAGGAGGUGUUCCUGUACGAAAAAGGCAAACACAGUCCCAGCUUUGGAUCUCAGGAUGACGGGUUUAAAGGUCGAGUCUCUCAUUUUCCACAAGAACUGAAACAUGGCAACGCCUCCAUCAUCAUCAGAAAUACAAAGAUGGCUGACAAUGGAAACUACACCUGUGUUUUUCCUGAACGUCAAACAUUCCACAUUAAGCUUGUUGUUGGUGCAGCUCCAAAACCAAACAUUAGAAUACUUGAUGAAACAGACAACAGGGCGCUGCUGCAGUGUGAAGCUAAUGGUAAUCCACAACCUGAAGUAGAGUGGCAGGACAGUGCUGGAAACAAACUUCCUGCUGAGGAGCCACAUGUUUCUGAAAGAGACGGACGUUUCUACAUCACUCUCAACACAACUGUGACCAAGACUGACAACUAUCGCUGUGUAGCCACACAGAUGGAAAUCAGCCAUCAGAUUCAUGAUGAGACCUUUGUGCAUAUGAAUGGACCAAGAGACAUCAGUGUGUACGAGGGGGAUGCUGUUACUUUACCCUGUUCCCUCAGCACCAAGGAGAACAUUGAGUCAGAGAUGUUUGAAUGGAAGAAAGACGGUCAGAAGGUGUUCCUGUAUGAUGCAGGCACCAUCAAUGGGCGAUCAGGUCAGAGUGAGGAGUUCAAAGGUCGAGUCUUUCAUUUUCCCGAUAACCUGAAACAUGGUGACGCCUCCAUAACCAUCAGAAAUACGAAGCUGACCGACAAUGGAAACUACACCUGUGUUUUUCCACGUCUUCAGCCACGUCAAACGUUCCACGUUAAGCUUGUUGUUGUGAACAGUGGGUCUGGAGCACACAGCUCAGGGUCUUCUACUGGAUGGAUUGUUGCUGGAGUUCUUGGCGCUAUUUUUGUUCUUGUUGGUCUUGCUGUGCUUGUAUACAAGGGUUGCUUCACACCAAACUGUAAUAAAGGUUCACCAGCAGAUCAAAAGAAAUGUUCAUAUCAGGGUUGUGGAGAGGCAUCUACUAACUAAUUGAUAGUGAGAUAACAACAUAUCAGCCCCAAAACAAAUGUCACAUACAAACAGAUUGGAGUUAACAAGGUGAUGACAGAAGAGAGGAAGUUUCCUUUAGUGCUGAAAAAACUGAUCAAUAAUCAAUCAUUCUAUUAAAUGAUAAAUGAAUAGUUUGAGUUGAAUUAUGAUAUUUUGUAUGAUUAAGGGGUUGUUUACACUUCAUUUUAACAUGCGUCUUAGGUGAUCCAAUCACAGGUGGACAGCUCUAACUGUGUCUGCUCCGUGGCAUUAGAAUGAUUCAUGUAAUGGCAGCUGCUGUGUUAGCUCGUGCUAACCAGGCAGACGUUGAACUGACUGUUCGCUGGGAGGAGAGCUGCUCAGGUAACUGUCCUUCAGCGCUCUGUCUGCAGCAACAGAAGGACGGGCGUCAGAAAAGGUCGGGCGUCAGCUGAGUAGGCGGUCCUUCAGUACUGCCCAGGACACUUUUGUACACUGCUGACAGAAUGUGGCCAUAUGCGUUUCAGACUACCUCCUAAUGUGGUCUGAGUGAUCAGAUCUCAUUGAGGACACGUUGGAUGCAUUCACACCUGUACUUACAGCUGUCCACUUGUGAUCCAACCACCCAGGAUGCAUGUUAAUACCAGGUGUAAACAGGACCUGAGACUGACUCCUGUGCAGCUUCAAUAACAGCUUCUUGCUCUUUCCUCUAUGUGGAUUUAUUCUUUUAUUUUUACAUUCAUACAUUUUAUGUGUCUAACUUUUACUCUCACACUGUUGUCAAUGUAGAAUAAUUUAAUUCCAGGCAGCACAGUGUGAAGUCAAAGUGUUGUUGAGGACAUUAUACUGUAGUACCUGAUGAAUAAGAUGCAGCUCCAUAGAAACUGAUGAACAUGUGAUAAAUGAGACAGUAAAGCAGGAGAAUAGAACAAGCGAUGAAACAGAAUUAAAAUGGACCAAGUUAAAAAGGGACCUGAUAAAAGGAGGAGCAAGUUUUCUGAUAGUUUUAUAUAAGUGUUUAAAGCUGAGGGACUCGGACCAUAAAAGUCUGUAACUCUGGAUAAUCAGGUGACUUAAAAUAAUGAGGAGACUCCUGACUGAAGAUGUUUAAUAAGAGAUUAAAGUAUCUGUAGUGUAACUUGUAAUUUGACCAUGAAGUGACCAAAACAUCAUGAACAGAAUCUUAAAUUAUAAAAUUGACAGGCAGCUAAUGAAGAAUGGACGUUUCUGUUUGUGUUCUCAUUUAAUUAGUUCAAUAAAAUCAUUUAAUUCUUCUUAAAAAUCUGUGGUUGUUAAAAACAACUAAAUGUUACUGAUGAUCCUCAGCUGAAGGAAACAAGAUGGCUCCUCCACAGUCACUUUUUAAUUCCCAGACAAAGUGUUGAAAUACCUGCUAGCAGGUGGUCAGUUAAUCACAGGGUCGGUGGUUCGAUCCCCGGCUCCUCCUGUCCACAUGUCCAAGUGUCCUUGAGCAAAACACUGAAGCCCAAAUUGCUCCUGAUGGUCAGACAGCAGCUUGCAUGGUAGCUGGCUGACAUCAGUGUGUGAAUGAGUGAGUGAGUGAAUGGAUGAAUGAGGAAGAUAUAAAGUGCUAUAUAAAUGUAGUCCAUUGACCAAAUAUGAUCCUGCUGCUUGUAGUUGUUAAAGGUCCUAACUGAGCUCCACAUGGACAUUAACAGAAACAUGAGACUUGACUGAACUAAAGCCUGCUGUCACGCUGUCAAAGAAAUGUGAAUAUUUUGGAGCUAAAGUGAAAUAUAAUGGGACUUAUUGUUUAUUUUGAUAUUGAUCAUUGGGACAAACAUGUACUGCUUCUUUUUAUUUUUUUAGUUGCUAAGCCAGAGUUUGUCAGCUACAGUUACACACUGAACUAUACACUCAGUGUCCACUUUAUUAGGUACACUGUUGUUGACUGUCAUAUACGAAAUGUGCAUUGAAAACAUAUUUAUGUCAGCUGAUGAUGUUCCUGCAGGUAUCAUGUAAUUUCAGGCACUGCUUCAUUGUUUAUAUCCAAACGAUUAAAUAAAACAUGAAAAA